Molecule: messenger RNA, 1653 nt
Organism: Pyricularia grisea
Lineage: Eukaryota; Fungi; Ascomycota; Sordariomycetes; Magnaporthales; Pyriculariaceae
Exons: 1
Coding region: 1-1653 (550 amino acids)
Source: RefSeq, a predicted model, not a curated record
AUGAAGUCUGUUACUGUCAUGGGAGUAUUUGCGGCCGUCGCCACCGCAUACUCGCACCAUCAGCCGAGGCACCCUCACCUCAACUUCCGCAACUUCAAGCGCCAGAACACUACUUCUCCCACCAGUGUCGCCGGUGUUCAGUUGACCACCCUCACGGUCAAGGAGACAGCCGUCCGAACCGUCAUCUCCUGCGCUCCCACUAUUACCAACUGCCCUGCUGCCAACCAGACUGCUGCCAUCUCGGCCCUGCCGCCUGAUGCUGUCUCGACCGUUAUUGUGACCGACUCUAUCAUCUCCACCACCGUCGUCUGCCCCGUGACCGAGGCCGAGCAGGUCUCCAAGAGCGUUGCCAGCAAGAUGAAGCACAGCGUCACAUCUGCCGCCGCCGCCGCCACCUCGGCUGCCGCCACGACCAAGGCUUCAUCUGCCGCUCCUGUUGCCACUCCUGCUGUGAGCAAGAACGGUACCGCUCCUGCUACCACCGCCGCUGCCGCUGCUACCCAGUCGUCGGCCGUUCUCCCCGUCUCCGCCUCCGCUACGCGCAACGCUACCCUCCCCUUUGCCAACUCAACCACGCCAGCUGCCACUGCCCCUGGCGCUCAGUUGACCACGCUUACCGUUAAGCAGACUUCGGUCCGCACCGUGAUCUCUUGUGCGCCUACCAUCACCAACUGCCCGGCUGCCGGCGAGACUGCCGCCAUCUCGGCCCUGCCUCCGGGAGCCGUGUCGACCGUCCUUGUCACCGAGGUCGUUACCAUCGGCACCACCAUCUGCCCCGUGUCUGAGGCUUCCAAGGCUUCCACUUCCCUGGUUGCCGAGGCUUCCAAGGCCAAGACCACCGGUCCUGCUAUGACUGCCCCUGCCGGUGCCCAGGUUACCACCAUUACCACCGAGCACGUCGUCACCGUCACCUCGAUGCGUGUUGUCACCGUUACCCAGGCUGGUGGUCAGGGCGGAGCCGGUGGCGUCAUCGUCAGCACCAUCCCUGAGGUCGUCACGUCCACUUCCAAGGAGAUCCUGACUUCGUCCGUUCUCCCCGUCGCCGGUACCCCUGACAACGGCAAUGGUAACCAGGGCGGUGAGAUGACCACCACCAUGACCAACACCCUGUUUGGUACCCGCACAGUUGUUAUUCAGAAGCCCAAGCAGACUGCUCCCGCAGCUGGUGGAUCUUCCAGCGGCGGCUCUGGCUCCAGCAACGGUGGCUCUUCCAACAAUGGCAACUCGGGCUCCGGCAUGGGUGGCGGAAGCCAAUGCGAGUGCGUCCCCGUCACUGUCACCGCUGCCGCCGUCACCGUCACUGUGACUGCUCCGGCCGCUGCCGCCACGCCUGUCAACAACGGCGGUAUGACCUCGGGAAGCGGCUCUAGCUCCCCUGCACCUGUCAACAACGCCGACCAGGGCUCAAACAAGGGUGGCGCCACGUCUCCUCAGACCUCGGCCGAGGAGGAGUCGUGCGAUGCUGAUAACUUGGAGGAUGAUGACGAGGAGGAAGACAAGCCUGCCGCUACCACCACUUCGGUUUCGGUGGCUGCGGCUGCCAGCACUGGUGUCCUGCCCAAGGCCACCGGCGCCUCUCAGAACGGAACGUUCACCACCAAGAGCCCAAAGAAGGCCAAGUCGUCUUCCCACAACUCCCCCAUGCUCUUCUAA